CAGUUGGCACAGUUGUAAAGGGAAUGGCUAACUUACGAAGUGUUACCCGUCAAGCGAGUCGGGUAUUUCGAUAUGUACACCAAGAUUUCGUGGAUAAAGAAGUGUCUAGGUGCUUGUGUGUUUGCGUACGCCAAUUGUCACAUAUUCAGAGGCAGACGGCUUUAACUUCACACUGCCAACAUAGAACUUUGUUCUCCCUGCCAAAAUUCAAUCCACUGUCCACAAACAAGAGGAAGCAGUACUCAGAAAGACGAGUUUUAGGGUACAGCAUGGAACAGAUGUAUGACAUCGUGGCAGGUAUAGAAUUUUACCCACAGUUCGUCCCCUGGUGUACGCGAGGGGACAUCAUCACUCGAAAGCCCGGGAUGUGCAAAGCUAAGAUGGAGAUAGGGUUCCCUCCCCUGGUGGAGCGCUACACAUGUAUGGUGACCCUAGCCAAACCACAUUUAGUGAAAUCUGAGUGUACAGAUGGACGGUUGUUUAACCACUUGUUGACCAUCUGGCAUUUUAGCCCUGGCCUUCCCAACAGACUGGACACCUGUACUUUAGACUUCUCGGUGUCUUUCGAGUUUCGGUCAAGUCUUCACUCUCAUCUGUCUCACAUCUUCUUUGAUGAGGUUGUCAAGACGAUGGUGAACGCAUUUCUGAAACGUGCUAAUGCUCUUCACGGACCUCAGUCCAUCAAACAGCAGAAACCCAAAGUACUAUCAUAUGACUCUUGACCCUUGCUGAAUUUAGCCAAUCGUCAAGACCAGCACAUCCAUGAAGAAGACUUUUAACCAAUCAAUAUGCCUGAAACAUUCAUGUUUGGUAGAAGACUGUUGACUUCUCAGAAUGUCCAGCACAUUAAAAGAAGAUGUUGACAGGCCUAUCCAUGGGAAUG
Molecule: messenger RNA, 883 nt
Organism: Liolophura sinensis
Lineage: Eukaryota; Metazoa; Mollusca; Polyplacophora; Chitonida; Chitonidae
Product: coenzyme Q-binding protein COQ10 homolog B, mitochondrial-like
Exons: 5
Coding region: 24-722 (232 amino acids)
Biological process (GO): cellular respiration
Cellular component (GO): mitochondrion
Molecular function (GO): ubiquinone binding
Source: RefSeq, a predicted model, not a curated record